UCUCUGGAUCCAAGGGAGCUCGUGCCAGGUGGUCUGCGACUGGCGCCCAUGACAGAGCCCUACGAGUGAUCGGCCUGCCUUCAGGGUCACCAGAGGGAACGGUCGUCAGGGACUAGCCAGACACAAAGCCAGUGUCGUGAAGAUUGCUCCAGGAAAAAGGAAGAAUGCCACUCUUCUUCAGGAAGAGGAAACCUAGCGAGGAGGCUCGGAAACGCCUGGAGUACCAGAUGUGUCUGGCAAAAGAAGCUGGGGCAGAUGACAUUCUUGACAUCUCUAAAUGUGAGCUCUCAGAGAUUCCAUUUGGGGCUUUUGCAACAUGCAAAGUUCUACAGAAAAAGGUGUUGAUUGUCCACACGAAUCACCUCACCUCCCUGCUUCCUAAAUCCUGCAGCCUCCUGAGUCUCAUAACCAUCAAGGUUCUGGAUCUUCAUGAUAAUCAGCUGACGGCCCUUCCUGAGGAUAUAGGACAGCUGACGGCCCUCCAGGUAUUGAAUGUGGAAAAGAAUCAACUGACAUAUCUCCCACAUUCCAUUGGGAACCUGACCCAGCUCCAGACCCUCAAUGUGAAAGACAACAAGCUGAAGGAGCUUCCAGGCACCUUGGGGGAACUUCGAAGCUUACGUACUCUCGACAUCAGUGAAAAUGAGAUUCAGAGAUUGCCCCAGAUGCUGGCGCAUCUUCGAACCCUAGAGACUCUGAGCCUCGACGCCUCGUCCAUGGUCUACCCCCCGCAGGAGGUGUGUUGUGCCGGCACCAAGGCCAUUCAGCAGUUCCUCUGCAAAGAGUCAGGGCUGGAAUACUAUCCCCCUUCUCAGUAUCUGCUGCCAGUCCUGGAGCAGGAGGGAGCCAAGAACUCCCAGGACAGCCCUGAUGGGCCCACGGACAGAUUCUCCAGGGAGGAGGUGGAGUGGCAGAAUAGAUUCUCAGACUAUGAGAAGAGGAAGGAACAGAAGAUGCUGGAGAAACUCGAGUUUGAACGGCGCCUGGACCUCGGGCAGCGAGAGCACGCCCAGCUCCUUCAGCAGAGCAACAGUCAGAAGGACGAGAUCCUUCAGACAGUCAAGGAGGAGCAGUCCCGGUUGGAGCAGGGCCUGAGCGAGCACCAGCGCUACCUCAACGCAGAACGUCAGCGGCUGCAGGAGCAGCUGAAGCAGACGGAGCAGAACAUCUCCAACCGGAUCCAGAAACUCCUGCAGGACAAUCAGAGGCAAAAGAAAAGUUCCGAGAUUUUGAAGUCGCUGGAAAAUGAAAGAAUAAGAAUGGAACAGUUGAUGUCCAUAACCCAGGAAGAGACAGAGAACCUGCGGAGACGAGAGAUUGCCUCCGCCAUGCAGCAGAUGCUGACCGAGAGCUAUAAGAACCAGUUAAUCCAGAUGGCCUAUGAGUCUCAGAGGCAGAACUUGGUCCAGCAGGCUUGUUCCAGCAUGGCCGAAAUGGAUGAACGGUUCCAGCAGAUUCUGUCGUGGCAGCAGAUGGAUCAGAACAAAGCCAUCAGCCAGAUCCUGCAGGAGAGCACCAUCCAGAAGGCUGCAUUUGAGGCUCUCCAGGUGAAGAAAGACCUGAUGCACCGGCAGAUCAGGAACCAGAUUAAGUUAAUAGAAACUGAGUUAUUGCAGCUGACACAGCUGGAGUUAAAGAGGAAAUCCCUGGACACAGAGGCACUACAGGAGAUGAUCUCAGAGCAGCGCUGGGCCCUCAGCUCCCUGCUCCAGCAGCUGCUCAAAGAGAAGACGCAACGAGAGGAAGAGCUGCGGGAAAUCCUGACGGAGUUAGAAGCCAAAAGCGAGACCAAGCAGGAAAAUUACUGGCUGAUUCAAUAUCAACGGCUUUUGAACCAGAAACCCUUGUCCCUGAAGCUGCAGGAAGAAGGCAUGGAGCGCCAGCUGGCGGCCCUGCUGGUGGAGCUGUCAGCCGAGCACUACCUGCCCGUCUUUGCCCAUCACCGCAUCUCUCUGGACAUGCUCAGCCGGAUGAGCCCCAGGGACCUGGCCAAGGUGGGUGUCUCAGAAGCUGGCCUGCAGCACGAGAUACUGCGGAGAGUCCAGGAGCUUCUGGACGCGGCCAGGGUCCAGCCAGAGCUGCUGAAACCACCCAAGGGUGAGGUCCUCGGGGCCCUGGAGCCUACUGCCCCUGAACAGCUUCCUGAGUCAGCGAGUCCAUCGGCCCCGCCUGCAGAGCUGGAGGUGCAGACCUCAGAAUGUGUCGUGUGCCUGGAACGGGAGGCCCACAUGAUCUUCCUCAACUGCGGCCACGUCUGCUGCUGCCAGCAAUGCUGCCAGCCACUGCGUACCUGCCCGCUGUGCCGUCAGGAAAUCACCCAACGCCUGCGCGUCUAUCGCAGCAGCUGAGCUCCGCCGGCCAGCCUGGUCCCUCUGGCCCCACCUAUACCACCUGCCAGCCCAGGGCUCCAGCUCACCCCCUGCUCUAGCCAGACUGGUACCCCGCUCUGCCCUGGGCCCUUCCCCACAGCCCCGGAGGGUGCACCCCACCCUUGAUCUCCAAGCACGCCUGGGCCAGGCGGGGGGCAGGGAGUGUUCCUGACCGACAACCUGAAUACUGUGGAGAAAGAGCAGAUCCCUCAUGGCGCAAGGACAGGGUCUGGGACAUGGAGAGGCGGCUGUGCCACCAUCUGAGCACAGGACUGAGUGUCCGGGCCAGUAUGGCUCUGCCCUCCCCUCCCCAGGAGCCUUGGUAUCCUCAGCAGGGGAACACGGACAGUGCCAUCCCACUGGGUGGGCUGGUGGGAGUGCAGGAGGGCCCUGGCUGAGGGGAGCGGAAGCCACAGGUGGAGCUGGUGUGCGGAGUGGCCACAGGCCACCACAGGCUAGCCUUGGGUGGACGGGCUGGCAUGUGUUCAGUGGCCUUGUGCCACAAGCAACGUGGGCCCUUCCUUACCUUCCUCGCUCCUGCUCCCCAACACUCUGGGCCCCUCUGCUCUCCAGACCUGCACCACCUCACCCCAGACAGCUCAGGGCAGGCAAUGAGCUUUGCAGACCCAAAUCAGGAACACCAAUAAACCCACCUCCAGCCUGCUCCUUCAGCGUCAUCACU
Messenger RNA from Rhinolophus ferrumequinum (greater horseshoe bat), 3051 nucleotides. It is a transcript of the gene LRSAM1, whose product is annotated as leucine rich repeat and sterile alpha motif containing 1. The record is from RefSeq and is a predicted model, not a curated record. NCBI's taxonomy places the organism in Eukaryota, Metazoa, Chordata, Mammalia, Chiroptera, Rhinolophidae. Gene Ontology annotation, molecular function: protein binding. Bases 165 to 2348 code for a protein of 727 amino acids. The transcript has 25 exons.